AUCGAAAGUGAUAUUUCAUUUUACACGUGUCUUCUCGAGUGACACGCGACAUAGCAACUCACACCGUCAGUAUGCCCAGAUCUUUCCUAAUCAGAAAUGGGCCCCGCAGCUAUUGUAACGACAAUUCUGCUUUGACUCCAAUAGAUUACUCCAAGACCGGCUCCCUUCGCCAUACUUCUCCACCCGGCCACCCUGGAAACAACAUGGCGUCGUCUACGGCAGUCCAACCGCAGCCCAUCUUCAGCUACCCUAGUCUGUCUUCACACGGUAGCCCCUCCCUCGGAAUGUACCCUCCCGUCCCCCGGGCGUCGCUUGGCGCCCACAGCGGAUUGUCAUUGUACCCUCUCCCGGCCUACGUCGCCUUCAACUCGUACCACAUGAACUCUUGGACGUGUUCGCCUUACCCCGACUGUCGGUGUGAGGGGGACGGGACUCCGGUCACCCCCAUCAUGGGCCUACCCCUGGAGGCAUACCGUGGAAUGACGACACCAAACACCCCCGAGAAAGACAGUAGUCCAGGGUAUGACGUUGCCAGAGAACUUGUCUACAGUGACGCCGAUAGCCCUGAUGAGAAACCACGAUUGAAACCCCGCUUCGACUUUUCCCGUCUUGCCGAAUCAGCCACACGAGACUUGAAGAAAACCGAAGGCGACGCGACGAGAUCUGGUAGCGCAGACGCCAAAGUCUACAGCCACGCUCUAGCCCUGUUGCAAGACAGCUUGAGGUACAGCCAAUUACUGAGCGGUAUCAGACUUCCGGUGUUGCAGAGGGCACCAACAGACACGGAGAAACUAAAGAUCAAAAGACCUAGAAGAGCCAAGAAAGAGUUUAUAUGCAAGUACUGCGGGCGCCAUUUCUCCAAGUCCUACAACCUGCUGAUCCACGAGAGAACCCACACAGACGAGAGACCCUUCCCUUGUGAGAUCUGUGGCAAGGCGUUCAGACGACAAGACCAUCUCCGUGACCACAGGUACAUACACUCCAAGGAGAAGCCUUUUAAAUGCGAGACAUGCGGCAAAGGAUUCUGUCAGAGUCGAACCCUGGCAGUCCACAGAGCAACUCACAUUCAGCCUUAACCUGUAACCGGUGCGGUUUGCAGUAUUACCUGUUAUGAAGGCCGGAAAGUGCUAUUGAAAGACAGACGUCAUCGCAAGUGGCGAACACGCGGGCUUGUGCAUGUUUCACCACCGCGCGUACUGCUGACAUCAGCAUCUCCAACAAACUGUUUAGGGAACAACUUGAGACAGUUGUUGCAGUGCCUGCAUUGCACGUGCUCCACAGCCUACUCAUCCUAGUCUUCAGAAGGCAGUUGUCGCAAGGCCUACGUUGCAAGUGCUCCACGGCCUACAUUGUUCUCGACGAAGGCCAUGUUGCAUGACUGUGAACACCCCGCCAUGCUGCAUGAAGAUGAACACCCCUGACGUUAUGUUGCAUGACGGUGAACAUCCCGCCAUGCUGCAUGAAGAUGAACACCCCUGACGUUAUGUUGCAAUCCUGUUAUCAUUAUUUGUUUUGUUAUGAUUUCACGUUUACUUUGUUAGUGAUGAGAUACUUCAUAAUAUACAAGUAUUUGUAUUCUAGAACCAAAACUAACGUGUGUAGCUAGUCGGUGCUUCUUUCUCUACACGAUGCCAAACUUACGCCUAGUAUGUAUAUGACUAACUGUACAUAGGUAUAUUAUCAAGACAUAUACACUACAGAACCAGUUGUGCCAAUUGUUUGAAGCAAAUCCUAAUUGCGUCCAUGGAAUCUACCUGUGUGCUAGCGAGCGUGUCCCGCGAACCCAGUGCCAACGCCAAUACAGUAUUAUAAUGUGAUAAGCACAAAGCUGCCCCCACCUGUAGAGGGUGGAGCAGUGUAGUUGUAGUGGGUAGAUCUGUAGGUAGGGUUGUAGACUUAGUGACGGUCUCAGUGUCUGAGAUUCAUCGUAACUACUGCCACCAUUCCUUCGAUGUACAUACAAGCUAGGCAUAGACAUGGGAAACUUGCUGAUGCAAAAUAAAUAAAUAAUAAUGAUUU
Molecule: messenger RNA, 2019 nt
Organism: Haliotis rubra (blacklip abalone)
Lineage: Eukaryota; Metazoa; Mollusca; Gastropoda; Lepetellida; Haliotidae
Product: protein odd-skipped-related 1-like
Exons: 7
Coding region: 72-1076 (334 amino acids)
Biological process (GO): embryo development; regulation of transcription by RNA polymerase II
Cellular component (GO): nucleus
Molecular function (GO): DNA-binding transcription factor activity, RNA polymerase II-specific; RNA polymerase II transcription regulatory region sequence-specific DNA binding
Source: RefSeq, a predicted model, not a curated record